Messenger RNA from Perca fluviatilis (European perch), 3005 nucleotides. RefSeq names its product nuclear receptor subfamily 5 group A member 2-like. Gene Ontology annotation, molecular function: nuclear receptor activity; zinc ion binding; RNA polymerase II cis-regulatory region sequence-specific DNA binding. NCBI's taxonomy places the organism in Eukaryota, Metazoa, Chordata, Actinopteri, Perciformes, Percidae. Gene Ontology annotation, biological process: hormone-mediated signaling pathway; regulation of transcription by RNA polymerase II; tissue development. Bases 200 to 1660 code for a protein of 486 amino acids. Gene Ontology annotation, cellular component: RNA polymerase II transcription regulator complex. The record is from RefSeq and is a predicted model, not a curated record. The transcript is spliced from 7 exons.
UCUUUAAUGGUCUGCAUCAACACGCACUUCUACUGGCUCUUAAAGCAGCAGUGUUACAUUCACUGACCAUACGGAUUCCUAUUGCUCUUUUUUUUCUUCUCAUUUUGUUCCCCUCCGCAUGCUCAUGCAAGGUUGCAGCAACACAUCCAGCUUUUAAUUCUCAGACAAUCAUCACUAACUGGCUAUAGCUGCUGUUCCAAUGUUGGGAGACAAGGCUCACGGUGUCACUUUGAAGGUUAUGGAAUACACAUAUGAUGACGACCUGGAGGAGCUGUGUCCUGUGUGUGGAGACAAAGUGUCCGGAUACCACUACGGCCUGCUCACGUGCGAGAGCUGCAAGGGCUUCUUCAAGAGGACGGUGCAGAACAACAAGAGGUACACGUGCGCGGAGAACCAGGAGUGUAAAAUAGACAAAACCCAGAGGAAGAGAUGUCCUUUCUGUCGCUUCCAGAAGUGCCUCAACGUCGGGAUGCGGCUAGAAGCGGUGCGCGCAGACCGCAUGCGUGGGGGGAGGAAUAAAUUUGGCCCCAUGUACAAGAGAGACAGGGCCUUGAAGCAGCAGAAGAAGGCUUUGAUACGAUCCAAUGGCUUCAAGCUGGAGAGUGCGGCGCCUCCGCCGGGCUCUCCUCUGCAGGCCGACUACGGCUUCCCCGGCUCCAUGCACAGCCUGCCCGCCAUCUCCAAAAGUCUGCUCCCCUCCACCCCGAGCUCCAUCACGCCUACAGACUACGAGACCAACCUCUACGGACCCCCGUCCCUGGGCAUGGCCAUGCAGUCCCACGUCCCCCUCGCCGCUCAGUACCAGUACACAUCCUUCCCCGGCAGGGCCAUUAAAGCCGAGUGCCCCGACUACACCAGCUCCCCCGAGUCUCUGACAGGAUACCCGUACCCCGACAUGUACCCGUCGGCCUCGCCGCAGCCGCCCAGCCUGCCGCCGCUGGUGCUGGAGCUGCUGCGCUGCGAUCCGGAUGAGCUGGCGGUGCAGAGUAAGAUUGUGGCUCACCUGCAGCAGGAGCAGAGCGGCCGCGGCCGGCUGGACAAGCCCAGCACCUUCAGCCUCAUGUGCCGCAUGGCAGACCAGACGCUCUUCUCCAUCGUGGAGUGGGCUCGGAGCUGCAUCUUCUUCAAGGAGCUCAGGGUGGGAGAUCAAAUGAAGCUGCUCCAUAACUGCUGGUCUGAACUUCUGGUCCUGGAUCACAUUUUCAGACAAGUGCAACAUGGACAGGAAGACAGUAUCCUGCUGGUGACCGGCCAGGAGGUGGAGCUGCCGUUCAUCCUGUCCCAAGCUGAGGCGACUCUGUCCAGCAUGGUCCAGAGAGGUCAGGAGCUGGCGGCGAGGCUGCGGGCGCUGCAGCUGGAUCGCAGAGAGAUCGCCUGUCUGAAAUUCCUCUUCCUGUUCAACCCCAAUGUGAAGCUGCUGGAGGACCAGGCAUUCGUGGAGGGCGUCCAGGAGCAGGUGAACGGGGCUCUGCUGGAGUACACCCUGUCCACCUACCCUCAGUUCCAGGAGAAGUUCAGCCAGCUGGUUGUGCGGCUGCCGGAGCUGCGCUCCCUCAGCACGCAGGCGGAGGACUACCUGUGCUACAUGCAUCUGAGCGGAGAGGUGCCCUGCAACAACCUGCUCAUCGAGAUGCUGCACGCCAAGCGAGCGUGUGUGUGAGAGGUGCACGCCGGGUGCGCCGUCGCAAUGUGUUUUUUUUUCUCUAGCGGAGACUGUGCGUGGGAGGGAAAGUGUGAGCGAGACGAAAAAAAUUCAAAUGAAGAUAGACAGGUUCAUAUUGGGUCAUCUUUGCGAGGGCUUUUGUUUGAGUUGGAGAGGAGGAAAAUGUUCUUUAGAGUUUGGAAUUAUAAAGCUCCAUCUGUAUCUCGAGGUAGUUUUUUUCCGAUUUUGAAUGCUGAUGUUUUCAUAUCCUGCAGAGCUACAUUAACGUGACCUUUAUAAACUGGAUUUUCUACCCUGUUAGCAAACAUCUAAAAUUAGAUCUUCCUGUAGAGUUAAAUUAUGUCCUCUUUGACUAUCUACUAUAUCACAUGAAUCCAAAAUCACAGACAAAGAUUUUCUACAUCCCACAAGAGCUGCCCAGCAAACAUUUAAAGUCAGAGGAGGAAUCUUUAGCCUGCAUCAGUGCUGAACAGUCAUGAAAACACGGUGUCAAGAGGACUGUUGAGAUAUCUGUCGGAAGCCGCGACCUGCAUCAUUUUUGAAACAUCCACACCUAAAUGUCGUUCUGAUAUCGCUGCAAAACUGUUUCCAACGCCAACUUAGGAAUUCUAUUGUGAAAUCUGGCGCUGGGUGGGCCGAUGUUGAACUGACACAUCACAAAAAUGGGACUAUGUGCAUGAACACGUCUGUCGAAUGCUUGCUGGGUGAGCUAAUGUGAACCUUUCCCAACAGAUUUUGUAGCUUCUUUUCAAAAAAUUCUAUUCUAGUGAUAAAUGAGUCAUUUUUGAUCGGAAAUGUCAGUUGCAACUUUAUGAUUCCAAGUUCACCAACACUGUCCCUAGAUUAUUCUUUUUCUUAUUUUAGAUGAAGACAGACUUCAGGAUAACACGACACACUGUGGUCUCGUCAGACUAGACCGCUCUUAUCGCUACACUUGUUCGUUUUGCCACCAGUGUUAAAAAAAGAAAUGAAAUAUGAAAGCUCUAUGGGAUUCAAUAUAGUUUGUUUUAAUCUAUUUAGAUGUUAAUAUAUUGAUAUAUAGAAGCCAGACAUGUUAACAAAAAAUCUUAUUCUUAUUUAGUUAGUUAUCAAACCCUUACCAAGAAAGAGUAAAUGAAAGGGAGAGAGGGACAGGUAAGAAAGAGGGACACGGACAAAGAAAGGGGGAGAUAAAAAAAAGGGAAGGAGAAAGAGAGAAAACUGCACACAGCGAUGCCUUAUGGAUGAAAAAAAAAAGCAGAGUGAAGCAGAUAGAGGAGGGGAAAAAGACACAUCUAUGUGCAAAUGAUAAGGGAGAGAUGAAUGACAAAGACAGCAUUUGUCUUUCUUUAAGUAAAGAUGA